This is a messenger RNA of Symbiodinium sp. CCMP2592, 1398 nucleotides long. NCBI's taxonomy places the organism in Eukaryota, Dinophyceae, Suessiales, Symbiodiniaceae. The record is from the annotation of a GenBank genome assembly.
AUGGAGCUGACGUCGCCCUCGCGCCUGGCGGCCCCUCCACACUGGCCGCGCGCGUUGGCGCGGGGCCUUCCUGGUGGAAGCCGACAGGUUUUCCCUGACAAGACUUCUGCGCGUGCCGCGCGCCUACCACGAUUGAAGCAAGUGCAUGAGCGGGAUGCCCGGCGAGGGGCACCGCUGGUGAUCUCCGCCGCAGUCAGCGCCGCGGCGCAGCGAUGCCGACAGCAGCGACGUGGUGUCAGUCUCUCUCAGCCUUUGCCUCCAACCAGAAAGGGUAAGAAGCGUCGGCCCCGCCCCCACAACUUGCCGGGGGCGAACUUGAAGUUGCUGUCGAAGUACGGCGAUCUCGAUGCUGCGGCCAUCGCGGGCGACGUGGAGACUGCAGCGGCCAUUUUCGAGGAGAUCCGGCCACAAGUGCCGGAGAACCUGAUGCGCUUGACCUUCAAUACCGUUAUCAAGGCUUGCGCCAACGCGGCCGACCUCAUCGAGGCCGAACGAUGGUACGGCCGUUUGCUUGCCGCAGGGUUGCUUCCGAACAAGGAGACCUUUGGGAAGCUCUCCAAGGCCGCCGCCAAAGCCGGAGACCUGAAGUCCGCGGCGCAGUGGGUCGAGGCCCGCGGAGAAAGCGAGCUCGAAGUCAAUCAAGUGGCGAUGAACAUCUUGAUCGACGCCUCCUCCAAGAGUGGGCAGGGCUCGGAAGCCUCUCAGUGGCUUGAAGAAAUGAGAAGUCGGCGCAUUCUUCCCUCUGCAGAGAGCUACAACUCGGUCAUUGAUGCGUGCGCCCGCGUGGGCGACGUGCGAAAUGCUGAGAGGUUUUUUGCAGAGAUGGAGGCUGCAAACUUGCGCCCUACGAAGCAGAGUUUUAGCGCUCUGAUCAACGCCUGUGCCAAGAGCGGCGAGACAGAGCGUGCCGCGAUGUGGCUUGAGCGCUUCCACGAACGAGGCUUUAGCCCGAACGUGGUGAGUUACACUGCCCUCAUCGAUGCCUAUGCGCGCCAGGGCAAUGCCCUGCGCUGCGAACAGGUCCUUCGUGCGAUGAUCGAGAAGAAGGUGGCACCGAAUGAGCGAAGUUACAGUUGCAUCAUCAAUGCAUAUGCCGACGCAGGCAAUGAAGAGGAGUGCCAGAGAUAUUUGCAUGAAAUGCAGCAGCGGGGGGUAACGCCCACGACAGCGACAUAUUCCACGCUCAUCAAGUGCUGUGCAACGACAGGCGAUGUCAAGUCUGCGGAAGUCUGGUUCCGACGAAUCGGCGACUCGGGGUUGGUGCCAGACAACCAAAGCCCCAGAGCGGCAGAUGGGGGGCUUAUCUACGGUAUCUCGGCUGCGAUUGGCUUCGAAGUUGUUCCCAUUGAGCCCGACGCCAUGGAAAUCCAGGACAUGGGCACUUCAGCGGGUGAGUAA